Messenger RNA from Thalassophryne amazonica, 2655 nucleotides. Its product is annotated as chondroitin sulfate proteoglycan 5-like. The transcript is spliced from 6 exons. The record is from RefSeq and is a predicted model, not a curated record. Gene Ontology annotation, biological process: nervous system development. NCBI's taxonomy places the organism in Eukaryota, Metazoa, Chordata, Actinopteri, Batrachoidiformes, Batrachoididae. The coding region runs from base 377 to 2254 and encodes 625 amino acids.
CGCCGCGUCCGAUCCGCCGCUGUGCGCGCCGCGCAGCCACAGAGAAACGCUUCGGUUCCUCCGCGCACCAUCCGCAGGUCGCGCGCGUCGCUACUACAGUGACGGACCCCGAAGUGCAGAGAAGAAACGCGCACGGAAAAAAAAACAAAAAAAAAACGGGGGGAGGCGGAGGAGAGGGCGCCCACUGGGGACAAUGGAAUCGAACCCGAGUCUGUGAACGGCGCGGACGCAGGCGGUUAAACGGCGGCAUGGCGGCAGCAGCAAAGAUCUGAACUUUGUCGGAUCUGCGAGCGGGAUUAUCGUGCAGCGUGUGUGACCGGUGAAGAGGCUCCGUGAGGGAAAAGCGAUCAUUCGAGUUUGAGGAGCAGACUGCGGCAUGGCGCGCCGUGACGCUCGGCUGGGCACCUGGCGGCUUCUGCUGACCAUCCUGGCGGUCAUCCUGCCCCUGUCUACGCACGGCAGACAUUCACUGACCAAGCGACAUCAUCACCACAACCACUCGUCAGUGAACAAGGAGGCCGCGAGCACGAGGAUGGUGCUCAGCGAUGAAUCCGCAGAGCGCGACCACCUGAUCGGAGCGAGGCUCGGAAUGGGAGCGAGGCUCCCCCUCAGCCCAAAACGCCAUUACUCUCGUAAACACCUCAAUGUUAUAGAGGAGGACCCGCCUGUGGGGGAGGAGCUCACUGCUGGAGGGGCAGGACCAGACCAGCCAGGUAACCCCUUGUCUGAUGACAUCAUCACCGUGGAGUUCCACAGCCCCGCCCCAGACGUUGUGCCCUCUAACGGAGCUCUGGAUUGGGCCAAAGCCCCGAAAGCCCAGAAGCAAAAAGCAGGAGACCCUGCUACAUGGAAGCUUUCCGACUUUUACGACUACCUGUCACCUGACGAUGACCUUUCUGCCUUUGACACGACCCCAGAACCAGAACCGACUCCUUUACCGCCGGCUGACAUGGAGGAUGAGAAUCCACUGCUGGCUGCUGCUCCUCCAAUCCCGAACAAGUCAAGGCCUAACGUCAACAGUAAAGCUCCCUUACCGGCUCCUCCAAUCCCAGGGCCAGACAAGGGUGAGGGGCUGAGUGUAGGCGGAGCCACAGGGCCAGAUGGAUGCAGACUUGGAUUUGUGCUCUCUGGGCCUGGAGUUUGUGUCCCUCAGUGUGAAGUUGAACCCAAUUUCUGCUUGAAUGGUGGCGUCUGCACGGUGGCAGCAGGAAUAGGAGCCUUCUGCAGGUGCAAUGUGCAGGACUACAUUUGGAACAAAGGCAUGCGCUGUGAUUGGAUGGUCACAGAGUUCCAGGUGAUGUGUGUGGUGGUGAGCGUGUCCUCUCUGGUGCUCCUCCUCCUCUUCAUGAUCAUCGUUGUCUUUGCCAAGAAGCUGUACCAGCUCAAGAAUGAGAACAGGCACCUCUGCAAACGCAGUAAGUUCCAGCCGCAGAGCAGCGAGCCACAGACGGACGACCUCUCCGUUUCUACGACAGCUGACGGCUCACAGCCAAACGUAAGGAAACUGUGCGAUACCCCUCCGUCUGCUCCCCAAGCUCACACUCAAAACCUGGCGUACUAUGACAACAUUAUCUGUCAGGAUGAGCCUCAGAAGAAGGAGGAACCAGAAAAGUCCCCACAAGCCAAGGAAGAGGGGUCAAUGAACAUCCUCAACUCCCACUCCCCCCAAAAUGAGAACAACCGCCCGACCACCGUUGCCCAAGACCACGACAACACGCCCAACAACACGGAGGAAAACGCCGAGGAUGGAGCAACUCUUGGUCUGGAAGUGCUCCUUCCUAAAGAUGCCAAACUCCACCCACAGACCAGCCCGCCCCUUCAGUAUGACAAGCUUGCUGACAGUGAAGACCCCGCCUCCGUCUCCUCCUCCGCCUUCUCCUCUCAUGCCAUCACUCCACCAACUGCUACCAGCUCUAACCAUCCCAAAUCGCCCAAGACACAGAAAUUGUCCACUGCGUCCGAAUCGCCAAGAUCUCCAAAAGACGCGCAGGAUGCUCCGCGCGUUGACUGCGACCCUGAUCACCAGUCAUCGCUCAGCUGUCACUCAGUGCACCAUUCCAUCCCCGCCAACCCCUCCUCCUCCACCCCGCCCAGCCUCCGAAGGCCCAAAGGUCACCCGGCCUCAGGGUUCUUCGGCUCUGGCGGACACAUUUAUCCAUCACCCUCAUCCCCUCAUCUCGGUCAGCCGCCUCCAUCACCCUCUAGGGUGAAGUGCAGCCCGGUCAGCACGCGGUCUCUCCCACCGCUCUCCUGACCGGCUGUACGCUCAGCCGGCCUGUCACCUGCACACACUCAUCUAAACACUCACGCAUCCAUCGUGCCUCUAACACUUCUAUUAUUGCAACACGCAUCCAUCUGUUCACAGCUUUACCCAGAGGACCUGCAUCGCACCUGCUCCUAGUCCAUCAUGGAACUGGGACAAACCCAAAACUUCAUAAGGGCUCCUAGCUCAGGUGACUGCUCACACGUGCACAAAGUCAGCCAACACUCGCCAACACGAUGCUUCUCUUGGUGCCAACGUCAGCAACCGCUGUGAACAAAAUACAUGAUAUUCACUGCUUAGUGUUAAUAAUGUGUAAGAAUGUCUCAUGUUUUCACAAGCUUUUUGGUGUGGUUUUCACAUUUCUUAUCCUUAAUAAAUAGUUUAUACAGCAA